Molecule: messenger RNA, 3652 nt
Organism: Anopheles aquasalis
Lineage: Eukaryota; Metazoa; Arthropoda; Insecta; Diptera; Culicidae
Product: neuroguidin
Biological process (GO): maturation of SSU-rRNA from tricistronic rRNA transcript (SSU-rRNA, 5.8S rRNA, LSU-rRNA)
Cellular component (GO): small-subunit processome; nucleolus
Source: RefSeq, a predicted model, not a curated record
UACCUCGUGGCAUCGGCUACUUCGUCGUCCUGGAUUCGUGUCCUUUCUGAUUCGUCCCUUCAGCAGUGUUUUUGAUUUUUUGGUGUUUUGUUUAGUUUCCCGAGCAGUGUGCUUCCGGAACUGCAAACUGUGCGAUCAGCUAGUGGCAUACCCGGAUUUAUAUCAUCUAUUUGCACCGAUAACAGUUGCUCCCGACCAACCGUAAUAACUCUGCAACUCUGCUCAGCAAAGAGGUGAAACGCUAAACCUCGUGCCGUGUCGAGGAAACCGGAAACCGUGCCGUGCAACUCAGCAUACCGUGCAGUUUUUACGCCUAGUUACGAGUUUAGUGGAGGUAAACAGAAAGAUAAACGCAUCGACCUACCACCCAGUGUACAAUCAGAAGGCAACAUCAGAGUGAAAGGACAGAAGUCGUCAGCAGCACAACCAGCAGCAGUUCCGGACCAUCAACGGUGAAGGUGGUGGAGAAAGAAUAAAAGGGACAAAAUCCGACGAAAGAUACAUUUCCACCAUGGUGCAGGCUUUGGACGAGUACGACAUCCAGCCGGACCUCCCGCAGGCGUUGCGUUUGCUCGAUGAGAUGAAUAGUAACUUCAAACAGGUUUCCGAUCUGGUUGGCAAUAUGUUGCAGCGAGUGAAAACCGGUGAACUGUCCACUGAGUACGGGCUAAAUUUCCUAGAAAUCAAGUAUCACAUGUUGCUGAAUUAUCUCAUCAAUCUGACGUAUGUUGUGCUUAGGAAGUGUUCCGGCCAUCGCAUUGAGAAUGAUCCUUCGAUCGAUCGUUUGAUUGAAAUUCGAACAGUGCUCGAAAAAAUCCGGCCGAUCGACUACAAGCUUCGGUACCAGAUUGAUAAAUUGGUGAAAACAGCCGUUACCGGCAGCAGCAGCGGUGCAACCGAUCCAACCUCUUUCCGAGCGAACCCGGCAAACCUGAUGUCGCAGUUACCGGAACCCGGGGCGGCGACUGCAAAUGAUGGAGGGGCAGCUGGGGAUUCGGAUGGAGAUUCGGAUAGCUCGGCGAAGGUAAUGGAAAAACUGAAGCGCGCUAAGGAAGCAGCAAAAAAGACAGGUCUUGGCAGCGCUGUCACUGUGGACGUGGGUGAUCAGGCCGCCACGGCCGAGGAGGGUACCACUGGUGCCCGCCGUAGCAAGCACGACGUGUACGUGCCACCCAAACUGACAUCGAUGCCUUACGAGGAGGACACGAAAGCAGAGCGGGCUCGCAAGCAGCUCGAGCGAGCCAAGAAGCGCGCACUCGGAUCGUCCUUGAUACGUGAUCUGAAGGAUGAGUAUCUCGAUACACCAGUCGAGCUAUCGAGCAGUUCCCGUGCCCAGCAGAUACUGUCACGUCGCGAGCGGGAACGAGAGGAAUACGAAGAGUCAUAUCUGACACGUUUGCCGAUCACGAAAGCGGACAAGCAGCGCAGCAGAAAGCUCACGACGCUCGCAUCCCUUGGCGACGAAUUAACAAACUUUUCUGACUUGAGUGCGCUAAAAGGUGACUAUGCUUCGGCCUCUGCUAGUGGCGGUGGCAAAAAGCGUAAGGCAACGAAAGGUGGCAACAAGAAGCAUGGUAAGAAGCGUCGUUUUCGUUAGACCCGGGUUUGCAACAGCGUGAGCAUAUGGGAAACAAACGCGGGGACGGAGACGAAACAAUGGAAAGCUCCGACAACGAAAGCUACAUCGUGGCCGUUUGUUUUUCUUUCGCUCGGAUAUGUUUUUCUUUUCUUUUCCAAAAUGAUGGAGGCGCAUAAAAGGCACACGGUUGUUGGUUUAUCUUCACAUUGUUUACUUCUUCGUAGAUUAUGUUGUUUGUUUUUGUUCAUCAGUUCUUACAAUCAACUUCGAAGAGUUCACAUUAUCUUUUUUUAUUAAUUUGUCUUGAAUAUUGGUUGUCUUAAUGUUGAAUGUCACUGGGCAACUCAAGAAACAAUAAUAAAAAGACAAGGCAAUGAAUAAACAAUAGUACAUUCAAAUUAUAAUCAUUAUAUUAGAGAGUUUAUAAUUGUGGAGGAUUAGGAGUGAAGCGUUUUAUUAUAUAUUUGUAUGAAAAUAUUGCCUCGUUUUCAUUCAAAACUACACAAAACACGCUUCGAGAAACAGAUGAAAUUACAGACAUCAGGGGCCAGUACACCAACAUACCGUGCGAGAUGUCUGGAUACAGUAACAACACUGUAAACUCCUAUUGUUGGUCUAGUUUCAUAAAACGGGAUAAUUUGCGAUGAUGCAGCAAGGAUCAGAGAGAGGGAGAGAGAGAGAGAGGGAGGGAAGGGAAGAGUUUUUGUAUGCGUUAUUUUUUCCUUCGAUGGGCGUUCGACUAUGGCAAGACUCUAUACAAAUCAUAGGUAAUAUAAACAAAAAUAGACUAAUAGAAAAUAGAGCUGCGCAUAGCGGCUGUACAGCGUGUCGGUCAAACAAAUGGAAACACAACUGAUAAUAGAUAUAAUUCUACAAGACAGAUUUUUCGUUAUUUUGUAUUAUGAACACGGAACCAGUUUUUGUGAACCACUAGCAGCAGCAUGCAGCAGCGCAUACAGCAUCAGCGCAACGAUUGAAUUGUUACUAAGAAAAAAGAGCAAAUGAGUAUGAGACAGAGAAGCCAUGAACCGAAUGAGUGUGUGCGUGUUUGAAACGGAUUGUGACUAAGGAGAAGUAGCGUUUUUCAGGGAGGUACGAAGAGCAACGCGAUGAACGGAGAGCGAGCGAGCGAGAGUUACGAUAAGACGAUUUACCAUAUUGUUGCCUUUUUCUAUAGCAAAACUUAAGGAGAACUAUUGCGCGUAAGACAAGAGCAGCGGGCUCGAACGAGUAAAAUGAUGAUAAACCCAGAGAAUGAAUAUAGAAAACGUUUACUAUUGGCUGGUUUACAAGAGGCACAUAUACACCAUUUUUUAACGAGCUAAACCUACCUUCUAAAUAGUUAUCAAGUUAAUGCAAAGGGUUAAUUUUUGUUUGAUGUUUUUAACUCGGUCUAAGUUAAGCGCAAAGAAACAAUACAGCAACAGUGCAACUGAUACGUAACUGGAAAUACAGCACCCAAGUGCAGACAGAUUCACAAGCAUAAUCACAGAACCUCAAUAAACUUGGAUAAAUCGAACGCCCGGUUGAAGGAAACAAUGAACGAGCUAACGGUAGGGUAAACAAGUAAAUAAGACGCAGAGUAAAGUCCUUAAGUAUAGCCAAUGGCUCGAGACUAUACGCGGGAGUAACUUCAUUUGUGUUGUACACGUUGGGUAACAGAAGUAAUCCCAGAAACCCUUACCAAUCAAACGGAAACUACAUGAACACAGAAAAUCAGACGAAACGGUAGAGAAGAAGCAAACAGCAUGCUUAAAACAUGUUGACAUACUGCACAAGAGACUACAAAAGUAAUGGGAGCGUUAAGUGCGGUUCGGAUUUUAUGCAUUAAACUCUCCGCUAUAGAUAUUAUAAGAGAAUUUGAGUUUGUUCGUUCCGUUUAUUGGCCUAGUUUACAAUUUACAUUUUCGUUAAAUGCGCGGCAUUGCUUCUAGAUUGAUUUUUUGCGCUUGUUAGCGUUUCUAUUUUGCUUUGUGCUUUAUAUUUGUUUGGUUAUCGUAACCGGAAACUUCUUUUGUCAGUUAUGCUUGUUAGUUUAUAAGCUAUUCUUCCUUUAUAUUGUAACCAUUUAUA